UUUCAAGUAAAAGAUUUUUGUCAUGUCGGAGGCUAAAGACAACUUCAGAAGCAAUCUUUUUACACAAAGUUCAGCUUUGGUGAGACAGCCACCUCCAGAACUUCCCAAAGAACUUCCAAAAGAUUUCUUAAAGGAUUUGAAUCUUUGCGAGAAACAUCUUGCCAACGUGUUUCGUUGCUUUUUGCUAUUCUCUGAAGAGAAGAGAUGCCGUAUUCAAAUGACAAUAUAUAGGAAGUGUAAGGAAAGACGAGACAAGGCCAUAAGAGAACGCGUAUGGGAGUGGGAUGAAGGAUAUUUUCGCUCCCUAAAUUCGAGGUCCCGACAAGCUCUGCUUGGAGAGCUUCAAAAGGAACUUGAAAAGAGACAAGAACUGCUUGAGCGAGCAAGAGAAAGAAAUAACAAACUGGGGGCAAUUCAUGUGGAGUCCCGCAUUUCGGACCUGCAACGGAGAUUGGAACACCUAAAACAAUUCGUGUAAUUACUCAAACGCCUAACCUUAGGAAUGAUUAUUGAGAGGUUAAAGGGUUACCAGCUUUAUCAAACUAUAGAAGAACGAUUUUCUACGAACACACCUAUAUGAAAUAGAUUCUUGUUAGGCAGAUUCUGUAUUUGGUUUUAUCGUCGACUUGAGUAAAUAUUUUGCUUACUGUUUUCG
This is a messenger RNA of Galdieria sulphuraria, 655 nucleotides long. RefSeq lists its product as uncharacterized. Lineage: Eukaryota; Rhodophyta; Bangiophyceae; Galdieriales; Galdieriaceae. The record is from RefSeq and is a predicted model, not a curated record. The coding region runs from base 23 to 478 and encodes 151 amino acids. The transcript has 2 exons.